Messenger RNA from Closterium sp. Naga37s-1, 7884 nucleotides. Lineage: Eukaryota; Viridiplantae; Streptophyta; Zygnematophyceae; Desmidiales; Closteriaceae. The record is from the annotation of a GenBank genome assembly.
AUGGAGAGGGACGCGCAGCCUCGAUUCCGGUCCCGUCAGUUCAUGCCGGUGCCUAUCGGCAAUCCCGGGGACCUGCUGUACACAUGCAUUCUCAAGAACGCGUGGGGUGCGGAGGUGUCUCCGCUGCACGACGUGCCCCUAUUCUCCUCUUCCGCCAGUUUCCACUUCGUCUGCCUCUGUCCACGUGGCUCAACCUACGACAUGGCCAUUUCGUUGACCGAGCGUCUCAGCCCGUUAAAGUCCCGCCUCGUUAACAGAAACCUAUCGCGCCUGUCAGAGCCAUCUCCAUGGCACUUCGGCUUGCUGCCGCAGACGUUAGCGAACGAGGAAUUUCCAUCGGAAGUUGCCGGCUUGUCGAACGACAACCAGCCGCUCGAUGCGAUCGAAUUAGGGUUCGGCGUGCGACAGGUGGGCGACGUGUACGAGGUGCGGCCCAUCGGCGCGUUUGGGCUCGUCGACCCGCUCACCAGGGCGCUUUCGUGGAAGGUUCUGGUGGUGGCGUGGGACGACCCGCUGUUCGGGCGCGCGACGGGUCUGGACGACGUGGAGUCGCUGUUCCCGGGGGUCACGGAUCGCUUGCGCACAUGGCUCGCGCGCUACCGCACGAGGCCGGGACGAGCCCCCAAGGCGCAGGCGGUGUUUGCGCAGGGCGGGCGGCCGGCGUCCCCCGACACGGUGAUGCGCGUGGUGGCGGAGGCGAACGCGUGCUGGCAGCUCUUCAAGGCCACGCGCUGGCCCGACGCGCCCUCCCCCCCCGCUGCUGCCGCUGCGCCCACCUACGACCUCCAGCAGCCGCAGCAGCAGCAGUGGGAAGGGGAAGUGCGGGUGGGCGCAGGCGGAGUGGCGUCGAGUCGCAGGCGGCGCAGCAGCCGCGGUAGCAGCGUGAGCAGUGGCGCUGGGAGCGGGGGUGGGGACAGCGGAAGCGUGGUGGAGUGGGGCGGGGGAGCGCAGGUGCUGCGGAUAGAGGGGGCGGCGGAGGGCGAAAGAGAGGCGUACGCGGGAGCGGAGAGACGCGGGAUGGAGAGGGGCGCAGGACUGGACGGGUGGAGGGGCAGGGGGAGUGGCACGGCGCAAGCAGGGCCAGCUGCUGAUGCUGAUGCUUGUGCGCCUCACGGCGUUGACUCGCGCGACUUGCUUGACCGUCAGUUUGAACGGCUGAUGCAACCUGAUUUGCACCGCCCGUUUGAACAACGCCACCAUCCCUAUGAGGAAUACUCGUUUCACGAGCACUCGUUAGUGGAUCACUCGAUAGACAGCUCGCUGGAAGGAGGAGCCGUGCAGCGGCGGGCACCGGGAGGCGAAGUGGGUUGGGACAGCCCCGACAGAACCGCCGCCUGGGGCACGCAGGACGCCCGCGCGCACGCCGCGGAAGGGAGGGGGGUCUGGGAUGGGGUGAGCGGGGGGGAGGAUGUGCGGGGCGGAGUGGAGGGGGGAGGGGCGCGGGAUUGGCGGGGGGCGCACGGGGAGGAGCGGCUGGAGGAUGGGUUGGUGGGCGGCGCGAGAGAGCUUAGCUUCGCACGGGGCUUGGCGCGUGGCGACGGGGGCUGCGACGACGGGCGACGCGGGAGUGAGUGGCGCGGGGCGGAGCGAUUUCUGGGUGGCCAGGCGGAAGCGGAGCUGGAUGGGGGGACGUUUGAGAGUGGUUCAGGUGGGUUCGGGGUGCAGAUGGCGUGGGACGAGAGGGGCGCGGGGGAGGGGGGCGCGGGGAGUGUGUACCAUUCUGAUGGGUACGCGCGCGGUUAUACCACCUCCGACGCUGAUACUAGUGCGUGGGAGGGGCGCGAGGGGGACGACGGGGACGAGGAGGAGGAGGAAGAAGAGGAGGAGGAAGGUGAGGAGGGAGAGGAGGAAGAGGGGGAGGAUGGGAUGUCGGUGAUGGAGAGGAGUGUGGAUGGGGAGGAGGAUAGGGGAGAGAGUGGCGCGGAGGAGAGUGCGGAGGGAAGUGAGGGGAGGGAGGAGGAGAGUGAGGAGGAGAGUGAGGAGGGGAGGGAGGAGGGGAGGGAGGAAGGGAGGGAGGAGAGCAAUGGGGAUGAGGGCCCCGCGCACACCCCCCGCGCCCACCACCCCCUCGCCGCCAGCGCCGCCAGCAGCCCCACUGCCGCGCACCCUCCGCUCCCCUCCGCGCUGCACCCGCCCUUCAGCCACGCGCCCGCCCACGCGUCUGACCGCCGCCGCUCCUUCCCCCUCCACGCGCACCGCCACUCGCUCUCCCACAUGCACCACAUGCGCCUGCCGCCACACCAGCGCCAGCAGGCGCAGCAGAGGGCGCAGGCGGGGGUGGGCGCGGAGCGGCAGAUGCACAGGCAGGGCGCAUUAGAUGAUGGCGCCAUGGCUGGCGGGGAUGGGCGCAUGGAGCAGAACGGCCAAGCAGGGGCGGAGGGCGGUGUGGCGGGCGCAGGGGGCGCAGGGGGGGCUGGGGGCGGAAGGUUGUUCCGCAAGGCCAACUCCAGCUCCCCCCGCACGCUCAACCGCCCCUCCUCCGCCUCCAGCAGCCCGGGUAACGCGCCUGCGCGCCCCUCGGGGCAGGGGGGCGCGGCGCUGGAGCGCCCACUGGCGCCGCUGAGAAGAGACGCGGCGGCGCUCAUCCCAGGGCUGCUGAGGGCGCGCGGGGGGAACGCGCAGGGGCGCAUCAUGCGCUCCCAGUCGCUCUGCCAGGGCGCGUUUGGGGACGUGCUGGGCGGCCAGAGCAGCGGAUCGCCAGGGGACCCCUCUCAGUCUGCUGCGCCUGGUGGCGGUGGGGCGUUGGGUGGUGUGGCGGAUGGUGGCGCGAUGGCCCCAUACCUCCCCGCUGGCCCCCCAACGCCCACUCCCCCUCGCCCCCCUCCGCAGUGGCACGCUCCUCCUCAUCCCCCGCGCACGUGCCUGCCGCCUGUCCCCCCGCCAGCUCCCGCCCUCCCCCCUGCCUGCGCCUCCUCCCCGCCCCUGCGCCCCUCGCGCAGAAUGCAGCGCCGCCACACCCUUCCCCCGCGCGUGCUCGAUGCUACCCCUGGGGGAGGGGUGGCAGGGGGAGGAAAAGGGGGCGGGGCGGAGGGUGAGCAGCAGGGGGAGUCUGAGCGUGGGGGCGGCAGUUGGGGGGAUCGGACAGGGGGAGGAGAGGGCGAGGAGGAGGACGAGUUUGUGAGGGCGGCAGCAGCAGUGUCAGGGGUGGAGGUGCUGGUGUUGGGGAGGGCAGCGCGGGGCACAGGCAUGAGCGGUCCAGAUGCAGUGAAUGUGGACCGCCUGAGACCCGUGCAGCAGCAGCAGCAACAGCAGCCGCCGCCGCCACCACCACCACCACUGCCGCCACAGCAGCAGCAGCAGGCACCGGCACAACGACAGCCACAGGCACCGGCACAGCAAGCGCAGCAGCAGCAGGGGGCACGAGGGCAGGACGCGCGGAGGCAGCAGGGCAUGGCGGGCGGGAGGGAGGCAGGAGCUAGGCCCCCGCGCAUGGUGCGGCAUGGCAGGAGCGGCAGCCUGGCAGACGUGAGCAGCAUGGCGCUGGGCGGCAUGGGCGGCAUGGGCAUGGGCAUGGGGGUGGGCAUGGGGGUGGGGUUGGGGAUGGGGAUGGGGAUGGGGACGGGGGUGGGGAUGGGGAUGGGGAUGGGGGUGGGGAUGGGGGGAGCAGCAGAGAUCAGCAGCCGGGGCAUGGGUAUGAUGGGGACAGGAGGUAGAGGCGGAAUCGGGGUAAUUGGGGGAGGAAUGGGCAACAGCAGCGCAGCAGCAGGCGGUAUGAGGCAGAGCGUUCUGUUGAAUCCACAGGCGCAGCCACAACCAUCCUCCUCCCUGGCUCCUCGCAGCCUGGACCCCUUUCCUUCCGCGGUCGCAAGCAAUGCGGUGCAGAUGGGUGCCAGGGGUGGCGGCGUGGGUGCAGCAGGAGCAGGGGCAGCAGGGCGGGGCGUGGGCAGGGGAGGGAGGGGAAUGAGGGCGCGGAGCAUGUCAGAUGUGCUGUCUGUGCCUGCAGCAGCUGCUGCGCCCCGCCUGCCCUCCCCCACUUCUGCCGCUGCUGCUGCACCUCCUGCUGCGCCCGUCGCCCCUGCCUCUGCCGCCACGGCACCCCCCACAGGCGCCCCUCGCAUGCUGCAGCAGCGGUUGCUGCCACAGGGGCAGGGGCGGGGGCAAGAAGGGGGAGGUGGGCGAGGACGGGGGCGGGGGCGGGGGCAGGGGCCGGAUGGGGGAAGGGGGCGGGGGCGGGGGGGUGACCGACAGACAGGUGAUGGUAGGAGCGGGCAAGCAGCAGGUGUGGAAGGAGGAGGGGGAGGGGAAGGAAGAGGUGGAGGAGGGGGAGGAGCAUCAGGGGCAGCAGUAGCGGCGGCAGCAGCGGAAGGCGAGGAGGCGGGCAUGGUGUUUCAGCGCUCCAUCAGUCUGUCGGCGCGCCUCUUUGCCGACAAGGAUGCCAUGGCUGCCCCCCUCGCAGGCCCUGUGGGAACUGGCACGGGAGCAGGUGUGGGAGGGGCGGAGGGGCGGGGAGGCGCCGGGCGGGAGGGUGAGGCUGGGGGGGCGCCCAGAGCGCUGGCAGAGGGUGUGCGAUCAGAAGGAAGAGGGCCAGGGCGGUUGGGUGCGGUGCCAGGCGGUGGUGGCAGGGGGCGGGGCCGCGCGGGUGGGAGGCGGCACAUGCGGUUUGCGAGUGUGGACCUGAGCCGUGCUGCUGACGGCCUGGGCUUUCAGGUGGGCAGCCUGGUGGGGGAUGAUUCAACGGUGCACUCGCCUCACCUGCCAUUCCUGCAGCCACGGCCGCCGCCACAGCAGCCACAGCAGCCACAGCUGCAGCAGCAGGCGCAGCGGCGGCAGUCCCCUCUCCAUCGCGAGAGGACCCCCUCCCCCUCACCCCCCUCAUCAUCCUCAGCAUCGCCAUCUGCACCAGCGGCAUCGGCACCGGCAUCAGCAGCAGCAUCGGCGUCCACAACAUCUUCGGCAGCAGCACUGGCGGCAAGGCAGAGGCAGCGCAUGGUGUGCACUGUGGCGGGCAUCCCCGCCUCUGACUCCCUCCCCUCGCCCACCUCCCACCCGCCCUCCGCCGCUCCCCGUCCUGCCCCUGCCUCCGCAUCCCACCGCCCCCUCCCUGCCACGCCCCACCCCUCUCAAACUGCCGCCUCUCCCAUGCGCCCUCGGCCCCCCUCGGGCUCGCCCCCCUCUGCGCGCCCUGCGCUCUCUCAUGUGCGCCAUCCCUCCUACAUCUGGCCCCAUGUGCACUCCGCGCCUCCCGCUCCAGCAGGGAGCACGGCAGAUGCUGCUGCUGCUGCUGCUGGCCGCCGUGCUGCUGCUGGUGCUGCUGCUUCAGCUGCAGCUUCCGAUGUAUCGGCUGCUGCCACUCCUCAUGCUCCGUCUACUGCACCACCUGCCACUGUUGCUCGCACUGGUGGCGGUGCUGCCCGUGCGGAUGGUGCUGAUAGUACUGGUGGUGCAGGGAAUGCUGGCAGGGGCUCCGGUGUGGGUGACACAGCUGAGGCAGAGGGGGGAGUGUCGUCCCCACCCAGCAGCAGCGGGGGCGAGUGGGAGCACUCACCAGACCACCUGUUCAUGCGCCACCAGACCACCCCCUGCCGCCUGCAGGGCGCUCACGAGCACGCCCACGCCCAUACGCACGGCCUGGCACUGUCCCCCGCGGCUGCCCCUGGCAGCGCCGCCUCGCUGGUGUCAGAUGGGCCGGGGUCGGAGGCGGGUAGCUCGUGGGGCGAUGGCGAGCCGUGGGAGGCGCACCUGGCGCUGCAUGGCGGUGCGGGGCAGGCAGGCGGGGGAGACGGGCAUGCAGACGGGCAGUGGCACGGCGGGCAGCAGCAGCAUGAGAGGCAGCUGUCCCCGCUGAAGCCGCGAGACGCAUCUCCACAGGCGAGCCUGCAGCAGGCCCUGCCUCCCCACCAGCAGGCAGCGUCGGCUCUGCACACACCUCCCCGACGCACCCCCCUGCAGCAACAGCAGCAGCAGGGACAGCAGGGGCAGGCGCAGGGGCGCACUGCCGCUCCAUCGCUCACCGCACCCUCUGCCAUCCCGCACACUCUCUCACCUGCCCGCUCGCCUGCUCAUGCCACCUCCCAUGCUCCUCACCUCACUCCCCUGCAGCGGCAGCAGCAGCAGCAGCUGCAGAAACUCCACCAGGCACAGACCGCCCCGGCAGCACAGGGGGGGUUCCGUAGCAUGAGUGUGGGCGCCGCACACCACACCUCACAAUAUACCUCCAAACUCUCUCAACCCGCCCUCCCCCCAGCCUCCCCCCAGCGCCCUAUUCCUGGCUUCUCCCCUCUGAUUGCCGCCCGCAAUUCCAUGUCUGCGCCAGCCGGGCAGAUGAAACACCGCAAGUCGGGCAGCUUCGACAAAGGCUCAGGGAAGCGGCGGGUUCCGGGCAGCUUGGGGAAGCUGAGGAUGAACAAGGAGAGGGGGUGGUGGGGUGGCGGCCCAGGGGUGGGGAGCGGUGCUGCGGCUCAUGGCAGUGGUGCUGCUGGUGGUACUGGUACAACUGCUGCUGCUGCUGCUGCUGCUGCUGCUGCUGCUGCUGCUGCUGCUGCUGCUGCUGGUACUGCUGGUGGUGCCGGUGGUGGUGGAGGUGGUGGGAGGAGACACGGGGGAGCAGCAGGGAGUGGGGGCAAGGCAUCAGUGGCAUCAGCGCUGAUCAGCCCACGCAUCGUGGGCAAGUCCAUCUUCUCGCGCUCUGCCACCACCGCUGCCCCCUCCUCCUCCUCCACCUCCCACUCCACCGACCCUGACGCUGAUUCCCACGGGACCUCCAAGGGCAACUGGCGGCGCCUCGUGGGCAAGCGGGCAGGCAGCCCGCAGCACGGGAGGUCGCGCGGGCACGGGGGCAGUGGUAGCAGCAGCAGCGGGCAUGGAGGGGUGGUCUCACGUGCCACGCGUGCGGUGACGGUGUUUAAAGCCGGGCACAAGGGGGGCGUGGGGCACAAGCUGGGGUUUAAGGGCAUGGGUGCGGUGAGCCUGCCGCUCAUGGGGGGAGGAGGGGGGAGCCACGGGGCGAUGCAUGACGGCAUGAGUCUGCUGACUGCAGGCGAAGAGGCUGUAGCCCUGGCGUUAGCAGCGGCGGCGGCGGCGGCAGCGGCAGCGGCAGCAGCGGCGGCGGAGGUGCCGUGGGUGGCGAUGGUGGUGCCGGGGGAAGAGAGCGAGGGUAUGCUGCCGUCAUCCCCGCAUGGGGGGCUGGCGUCGCCUCUGCCGUUCAAGGCGGGCAACGAGUGGGCCAUGGAGGUGCGCGCUCACAUGCAGUGUGAUGAGACUGCCAGUGGUAACUACGAGCUCUGGGAUGAGCAGCUCUCUGCUCCUGCUGCUGCUGCUGCUGCUGCUGCUGCUGCUGCUGCUGCUGCUGCUGCUGCUGCUGGCGAGGGCGGGGAGGAGGGCGCACCAGCAGCAGGGGACUCGGCAGGAGCUGAAGCAGCAGCGGCAGGAACAGGUAAGGAGGGGGCAGCAGGGGGUGCGAGUGCGGGGGCGGCAGGCGGCACAGGAGGCGCGGAGGGUGGGGAGCGCGUGGGGCUGCAGAACAUGCUCCUGCUGGACCUCUACCCCGCCCUCUCCCCCCUCGUUCUUGGCGUCCGCAAGGCACCGCCACACCCACGUGAUGCUGAUGCUGAUGGUGGUGGCCGUGGUUCUGAUGGUGAUGCUGAUGUUAGUGGUGUUGGUGAUGAGGCUGAAGCAGGACAGGGGAAGGGGAAGGAGGGGAGCAACGUGCAGGUGCAAGGUGGCGAGCUGGUGCAGGCAGGGGAAUUAGAUGGAGCGGCAGGUGCAGGUGGGAUUCAUGAGGAGGUUAGCAUCGCAAUGCUGGAAAGCAAUUCAGCACAGGAGAGUCAAGGCUGUGGGCAGGUGAUAUCUGGGGAAGCUGCACCUGUGCUAGCUGGUGCAGGAAUGGACCAGGAGGCAAGGGCUAGUUUGAAAGAGGUGGCUAUUUAUCAGCCUGUGCUUGUAUAG